AUGAUUAUCCCAGAUCGUGACAUAGCGACACCGACUCCUACACCGCAGACCGUGAGGAGGCGUGCUGCUCCUGCCUUCGAACUUGGGACCGACGAACGAGACGGCAAUGAUGAGGAAGACGGCAACCACGUCAGCCAAGCGGUCUUUCGUGCGUGCGCUCUCUGCCCAACCGUACUAACGACAUGCUUCACAAUCCACCACCUCUCUCCCACCCACACCGUCUCCGCCGUUCUACCCACCAUUCUACAACCGCCCUCUCACUCCACUCCUGCUCUCCCUAGUCUAAAUCCCUCGUGCGCCCACCCUCCAACAACCCCGACUCCUCCGACGUCGAAACCCCCCAACGACGCCGAAGCCGCGGUGGCUCACUCCGCUCGCCGGGCACAUCCCCUUCUGCCCACCAGCCCCAAGGUCCCUCCUUACGAAUACUACGACUUCGUCCUGUACUUAGCCUCCUCACUCGCAUUCCUGAUCUACAUCCUCUGGUCGUACCCCCCUCACGCUCCAGACAUCACAUACUACCCGAGCCGGUGGUGGUCGCUGCCCAUUCCAGCAUAG
This is a messenger RNA of Rhinocladiella mackenziei CBS 650.93, 558 nucleotides long. RefSeq lists its product as uncharacterized. Lineage: Eukaryota; Fungi; Ascomycota; Eurotiomycetes; Chaetothyriales; Herpotrichiellaceae. The record is from RefSeq and is a predicted model, not a curated record. The coding region runs from base 1 to 558 and encodes 185 amino acids. The transcript has 2 exons.